AUGGAGAAGCAAAUCUUUUGUGAAUUCCUAGUGGUAAUGAUGUUGUUGUCAUCAUCCCAAAUUAAGGGAGAUAUGAGCGAAGGAUGUAAUGAUUGGGGCAUCUCAGCUCUGAUGGGUUGUCCACAUUCGAUUGCCAAGAAGCUUCCAGCUCCUCGGACACCAUCCCAAGGUUGUUGCACUCUUAUCCGAAUCAUUGGGAUGAAAUGUGUGUGUGAAAUUGUCAAUAAGAUAAUCGAAGACACCAUUGACAUGAAAAAGCUCGUUAACGUGGCCGCAGCUUGUGGCCGUCCCCUUGCUCCUGGUUCACAAUGUGGAAGUUACCGAGUUCCUGGUGCAUGACAUGGGAUGAAUGCGAUUAUGCGAGUAUACAAUAAGCUAGUAUCAAGUAUCAAUUUUUUUUUUUUUUUGAUGAAAGUGAAAGAAUACAGCAUAAUGUGAUGACUGGUGUUACAAUGGAAUCAGAAGAGAGUCCAGAUUUUAAAAAUGCUAUUGUUUCGAUAUGUAUAUU
Messenger RNA from Capsella rubella, 508 nucleotides. RefSeq lists its product as uncharacterized. The transcript has 2 exons. Lineage: Eukaryota; Viridiplantae; Streptophyta; Magnoliopsida; Brassicales; Brassicaceae. Bases 1 to 339 code for a protein of 112 amino acids. The record is from RefSeq and is a predicted model, not a curated record.